GGCAAUGACGCAAGGGCGGUCGGGGGUGCGAGCAGGACGAGGAAGGUAGUAAGAGCGGAGGAAGACAGCAUUGUAUCAACUGCACACUCCUCUCCCCCUCAUCGACUAGUGAGAGCACCUAACGACAGGCUUCCCCAUCCUCCUGGACUGAACGCCAACCUGCAGUCACAUAGCGAGAGGGGCAGGGGUUGUUGGUUAGGGUUCUCACGAAAAAGCAACGAUGGGGGUGAAGAUCUCAUGGAGGAGGAGAGCCAUCCUGCUGCUCAUUGCUGCCGUGCUUGUUCGGCCUUCUCUCGGGCACGAGAAGGGAGUCAACGUGUGCUCGCCAGACGAGGACAGGCCCACCAAGAGGUCCGCAUGCACCCAGGACAGCUCUUGCAAGCACGAGACCCAGUGCGGCUGUAUACCCAAGGGAUGCAACUGCGGUGACUUCCAUUGCAUCUUGAACUUGCACCCGCACUCCCACGGCGACGGCCAGCAUGCAGAAAUCAGCUCUAGCAAGCUCCAAGGAGGGAGCAACCACAUCCACAAGGAUGGGACGACACACUCGCACAGUGGUGGCAGCAAGCCCCACCAUCACAUGUCAGACGGCACCGUGGUCUACGAGCCGGAUACCAACGACCCCCACAACGAACCUGUUGAUGCAGACAAGGCAAGGUCGAGGUCGAUGAGGGUGGGGACGAUGGGGAGUGCUGGGAACGCAACCAAUCCAACUGACAGCAAGACGCACAAGCAGAAGACAUGGGGGCUGCUGAUGUUUCUAGUCGCGGGGGCUGUCGGGUGUAUGGUGAUGUCAGGAGUUUACAUGAUAGUGGCGCCCUUCUUUACUCGUUGCUUCCGACGGAGAGUGCUGGGCAAGAGUAUGUUGUCAAAGGACAUGUUCGAUGACAAAGAGCUUCUCUCGGGCGGAGGGAAGAAGGACAAGGACGGCAACAAAGACAGUAAGUUCAGAGAGUACGUCUGGCCGGAUGGCGGGAAAUAUGAGGGCGAGUGGAAAGACGGGAAGAUGCAUGGCAAGGGCAAGUUCAUAGAGGUGAACGGGACUUGGUAUGAAGGGGAGUGGUAUGAAGGGAAGAUGCAAGGCAACGGAACGCAGGUGUUUGAGAAGGGCGACCGGUACACGGGCAUGUACUAUAAUGGACUGAGGCAUGGCAAGGGAGUGCAGUCGUUUGCCAACGGGAACAAGUACGAGGGAGACUUCUGGCAAGGGCAGAUCCACGGCCAAGGGAUCUACACUUGUGCUGAUGGAAGGAGAUACGCAGGAGAGUUCAAGAACAACCAGAAGCACGGCAUCGGGAAGUACUCGGGAGCUAAUGGCUCCUACACCGGCGAAUAUCUCAAUGGCAAGAAACACGGGAAAGGAAUCUUCACGUGGACGGACGGCACUGCAUAUGAAGGAGACUGGGAAGAAGAUGUCAUGCAUGGAGUCGGGUAUGUGACGGGAGGAGGCCACUGA
Messenger RNA from Guillardia theta CCMP2712, 1456 nucleotides. RefSeq lists its product as hypothetical. Bases 221 to 1456 code for a protein of 411 amino acids. NCBI's taxonomy places the organism in Eukaryota, Cryptophyceae, Pyrenomonadales, Geminigeraceae. Gene Ontology annotation, cellular component: cytosol. The transcript has 10 exons. The record is from RefSeq and is a predicted model, not a curated record.